Messenger RNA from Lasiosphaeria miniovina, 2123 nucleotides. RefSeq lists its product as uncharacterized. Bases 93 to 2060 code for a protein of 655 amino acids. NCBI's taxonomy places the organism in Eukaryota, Fungi, Ascomycota, Sordariomycetes, Sordariales, Lasiosphaeriaceae. The transcript has 3 exons. The record is from RefSeq and is a predicted model, not a curated record.
ACACAUGCUCCCGUCAAGCUGUGGCCUUUUCCUUAUCAUAGCACGAACAUUUCCUCGAUUCUCGCACCGCUGCCGUGGUGCUGGGUUGCGAGAUGACCAUGCCGACCCCCCUUCCUGCGGCCUUCCCGCCUAUCAUUGACAUGAAUACCACGACGCAACAGCCGCGGUCGGUGCGCCGGCGACUCGUCCAUCUACUAUCGAGACAAUGGGAUGGGCUACUGGCACUGGUCAUUGUGGUGGUAGCCCAGCUGCUUAUGGCGGGUAUUCAGUACUUGCUAGACGGGAACCGCGUUGAUCUCCCCCCUUCUAUCCUCGCCAUGGCCGUCGUCUUUAUGGGAUUCGCCGUUAGUGGCUACUUCCUUCCGGGCGUUGACAAGUUUUAUCAACGACGGCUACGUUGUUCGGCCGAUCUCCUGAACCGCCACAUGUCCAUUGGCUUCACCAUACCAUUUGUCAUGAUCUGCCGGAGCCCGCUCGCUGACGGCCGGACUAUUGGGUUGAUCGUUUUGUGCUUUGUUCUCACCGGCGUCUUAAAUACGGUAUUUUCAUACUUCCUUGCUCUGCCGUUGCAGUGUAUCAUGGUACGCUGGGACAAACGCUCUAGUGACCACGCAGACCCUGGUGUAGGGGUUAUAGACGGGCGACGAGGCCAAAAGCUUCGAGGGCCGAUCAGGUCUAUAUGUGACGUUGCAUCAUUGGAUAGCUGUUUAAAACCCAGCGCAGACGAGGCCAGCGAAGAGGCACAGCCUGAGGAGAAACAUUCUGUGUCGCAACACGAAGAGAGUUCGCCCAGACACAAUCGAGAGAACACCAAACGACCGCCCAGAUGGAGCCAGAGCCGCCAAUGGGCCCUGCGGAAUCCGAUGUUGAUCAUCUGCUGGCUUCUCACGACAUUUGUUGGCAUCCCUCUCCGAUAUGCUAUCCAUAAUGAUGCGGUUCUAUCAACGUGCCUCCUAUUCUCGAUAUGGCUGUCUUUCCUUGCCAUUCAGGUCGGGAUCAAAUCGAGUCAGCGACUCCGCCCUUGGCUCCGCGCGCUUCUGUGCGGCAUGUUCAAUGCGGUUCUAUGGACGUCCCUGGCGAUGAUCACCUAUGUCUUUGUGGACGGCGCCAUCAGCCAUCGGUCGCUCCCCUCUAUGCUGGACACUUUGCAGAGAAACAUCACGUUCUCGACAUUCUUCCUUCAAGCCGUCAGGGGUGACUCUCUCGGCCAGUCUAUGGCUGCUGGAGACAUUGCCCUGUCUAUCCUCAAUGCAGGCCUGGUGUCGUGGGGACUCAAGCUCUACGAAUACCGGCAGCAGCUCCUCUCGCGUGCGGGACUCACAGUAUUCACGGUUUCAUCAGUUGUUGCGUUGGGCAACGUCGUAUGCGGCCCGCUGCUGGCAUACGUCGUGGGCUUGGGACCUGCAAGCCGGGAUCUCGCUUUCGCUGCACGCAGCGUCACCCUUGCCCUCGGCAGCCCCGUCAUGACUAGGCUCGGUGGUGACAUCAGCCUCAAUGCGACUAUGGUGGUUAUUAGUGGCAUCGUGUACCAGAUGGGUUUGGGCUUUGGUGUGGGUGUUUGGCUAGAGCAAAAGGUCAUUUCAGUCUCACGUCGCCUUACCGCGACCAGAACUGGGGAGUCUCUCCAGCAACAGCAACAACAUCAACAACAUCAACAAGAGGUCUGUGCCGCCGCCGCCUCUCCCGCCGCUGGGCUGCAAGCUACCCCAGGCGCAACCACUACUACUUCUACCUCGUCGACCACGCCGCGCGUCGAUUACGACACAGAGGCACAGCAAAAGUGUGCUGCCGCCGCAACAGUCGGGUCGGCCCGUGCCGGCAGUUGCAGCGCGGCCUUUCGCCGAGACACGGGCGACCCCUACCAAGUCGCCGCAGGGAUUACCAUCGGCAUCAACGCCGCCGCAAUGGGCACCGCCUACCUUUACGAAACGAAAAGCGACGACGCGCCGUUCGCUGCGCUGUCGAUGAUAGCGCUUGGGGUAAUGACGGUGGUAUUUUCCACCAUCCAGCCAAUUGCGCACUGGAUCGUAGCAAAGGUCGCCACUGGAGACCUUGCCUGAUCCGAAUAAUUACGAGUGAACAAAAUCAGUUUUGUAAUUUUUUGAGGCGUACAUAGUUCGAAG